Molecule: messenger RNA, 1292 nt
Organism: Electrophorus electricus (electric eel)
Lineage: Eukaryota; Metazoa; Chordata; Actinopteri; Gymnotiformes; Gymnotidae
Gene: nme5
Product: NME/NM23 family member 5
Biological process (GO): negative regulation of oxidative stress-induced intrinsic apoptotic signaling pathway; UTP biosynthetic process; cilium movement
Cellular component (GO): cilium
Molecular function (GO): nucleoside diphosphate kinase activity
Source: RefSeq, a predicted model, not a curated record
UAAAAUUAGCUUGGCAACUAGCUGGUGAAACUGAAGGUGCAGUAGUCGCCAGGAAAAUAGUUGAGUUUUAUAUAGACCCAAUGAGCAAUUCGUUUUAUUAAAGUGGAUAAUUACAAUUGUUAACGAUUCCCAGCUGAGUUGACGAAGAGGCUAAGAUAGCUCGCUAGCUAGCUGUUCAUGUCCGGCUCGGUUUGAAGUGUGCCCAAGAAAUGGAAGACGAUACGAUACAGAAACUACACUUGUCCUCACCACACAUCUUUGUGGAGAGAACUUUGGCUUUGAUUAAACCCGACGCUGCAGAUAAAGCGGAGGAAAUCGAGAGCAUAAUCUUACGAUCUGGAUUUACAGUUUUACAGAAACGAACGCUACAGCUGAGUCCGGAGCAGUGUAGUGACUUCUACGCUGAGCAGUAUGGAAAACUUUUUUUUCCAAGUCUUACUGCCUUCAUGAGCUCUGGACCAAUCACUGCUCUAGCACUGGCUAGGCAUCAGGCCAUAGCUACCUGGAAAGCCUUGAUGGGACCGGCCAAUAGUACUACGGCCAGAGAGACGCAUCGUGACUGCCUAAGAGCAAGAUUUGGCACUUCUGACUUGAGGAAUGCUGUUCAUGGCAGUGAAACAUUCUCAGCCGCUGAAAGGGAACUAAAAUUCAUGUUUCCCAACUCUGUGAUUGAACCCAUUCCCAUGGCUGAGGCUGCCAAGGAUUACCUGAGCAAAUAUAUUAACCCAACACUACUCAAAGGCCUUACUGAGCUGUGUAAGAGAAAACCAUGUGAUCCCUUCAUAUGGCUGGCUGACUGGCUGAUGAAAAAUAACCCUAAUAAACCCAGCAUAAGUAGUGGAACUGAAAUUCAGAAUGAAGCAUGAUCAGAGAUGACUUUUCAGUCACAUCAGUAUGCACCAAGUUAGGUUUUUAUAUAAUCCAAAUGAUUGUUUCUCUACUGCUGAAAGUUGACUGGUCUUAAAAUUAAAUCAUUUUGAAAUUUCUGCCAAUAUUUAUUCAUUGUGCUUUAAAGAGAGAGAAGGUGAGAGAAAGAAAGGUAGAGGUAGUAAAAACUGCAAUUUAGCAGUGCACUACACAAAGAAAUUGGACAUAUCAGAUCAAGGUCCUUUAUCAGCUGUGCAAGUGUUUCUUAAGUUCUAAGAGGAGAAACCUGUCUGAAACCAUGUUUCUCUGGAAUGCUUAUGCACUACACUACACACUAUACUACCUGUACAACUCAAACCGCAGUACAGUGCAAAUAUUAAAAAAAAAUAAGAUACUAUAUCAAAUAAAAUACAGUAAUGUUGUGC